CCCACGAAUCGCCGUCACGACGAAACCCCCCAAAUCACACGCCGAAAACCCCACCCCAAUACAUGGCUUCCGCCGCCGCCGACGACGACAAGCGUCCCAUGUCCCCGGAGGAAGAGCCCACGGAUGCCACCGCUGCCGCGGAGACGAAGCCGUCGUCCGCUUCAGAGCCUGAGGUCGGGGAUGAGGAGAAGAAGCGGGAGCAGGCCCAAGGGGGGGAAGGUGCCGAGGGCGACGGCGACGGCGACGGGGAGCUGGUGCUGGUGACCGAGUGCGGCACGGAGCUGCGCCUCUCGCGGUGCGCGGCUCGGAUGUCGUCUAUGCUGCUCGGCAUGAUGGAGGGCGGCUGCGCGGGGGGCCGCAUCGCCAUCCCGGGCGUCCACGCCGGCAUCCUCCGGAUGGUGGCGGCGUACUGCGAGAAGCACGCGCCGCACUACGACCCCGUAGCCGCCGAUGCAAGGGACCGCGACCCUUUCCCGCCCUUCACUAUCGACCUGACGCCGGCCACCCACCGCAUCAAGCCCGUCACCGAGCCCGACCCCGACCCGCACGGCCUCAAGGCGUGGGAUCAGGAGUUCAUCAGCGCCGGCGUCGACAACUCCACCCUCUUCGCGAUCAUCAUCGCUGCAAACUACAUGGGCAUCGAGGACCUGAUCGACCUGGGCUGCACGGUCGUGGCGGACAAGAUGAGGGGGAAGACACCCGAGGAGAUCCGCGACGCCUUCGAGAUCGAGAACGACUACACGCCGGAGCAGGAGGCUGAGGUCAGGAAGGCGAACGCCUGGGCAUUCGAGGAUUGAAUCGCCCGUCCUAUCGCUUACCUCGGUUCACUCCGCUGUUCUUGGUGGGCGGGUCUCAGUACAAAUUGUCACCCUCAGUUCGGCGUCAAGUAGGCAGAUCGUUUGUUAGAUAUAUGAGUUGGUGAAAAGGCCGAAUAACACUGCAAAUUUUGGUGUGAAUUGUGGAUGGUUGCCUGGAUGAUUUAUUGGUUUUUCAACCGGUUCUUAUCUGCAGGAACUGGUAUGGUACAUUACAUGUUCAAAUCGGGAGCACUGACCAUGUUAACUGCAAA
Messenger RNA from Phragmites australis (common reed), 1069 nucleotides. Its product is annotated as SKP1-like protein 5. Gene Ontology annotation, biological process: SCF-dependent proteasomal ubiquitin-dependent protein catabolic process. NCBI's taxonomy places the organism in Eukaryota, Viridiplantae, Streptophyta, Magnoliopsida, Poales, Poaceae. Gene Ontology annotation, molecular function: cullin family protein binding. Gene Ontology annotation, cellular component: cytoplasm; nucleus. The coding region runs from base 63 to 797 and encodes 244 amino acids. The transcript is spliced from 2 exons. The record is from RefSeq and is a predicted model, not a curated record.